AUGAGAGAUCUAUUGCCAGACGAAUACUUUCGGACAGCAUUCUAUGCAUCUAUCAACAAGCACUGCUCUUAUCAUGAUUUCACGCGAGACAUUGAUGGAGCUACCGUUGUACCAGGGGACCGCUCACGGCCAAAAGGUUAUCACCUUCGCGUGCUAAAGAGGAGCGUUUCCACUCGCGGCGACCAGAUCAUCAAGUGGUUGGAAACGGGCGUUUUCGAGGCUAUCAAGCGAGGCUAUCUAGACCAGCUUCAAAUCUGCAUCUUUGCAGACGAAUAUCAGCCCACGAAAGUGAUAGAGCUUUAUUGCUUCCAUUUCCAUUAUUCGGAACCUUUGCAAGAUGGAAGCAUUGCCGUGGAUCUGGAGGUACAAGACGUUCACACCAAGAAGAUAAUCUCGCUCAAGAAUACGCGUGAGGCCCUUAACACUGUGAUCAAGAACAUGGUUGGCCUGAAUGGAACCAUGCCGCAUCUUCCGGAGCGUUGCUUCAUGAGCCCGUACCUUGUGUGGAACGAGCGAAGGCCUUCGGGCUAUCAGCCUCCAGGGUUUCUUUCAUCUAACGAUGUGAACAUUAGUUUUCCCGUAAACGAAGGGUGGAUGAUGGAGACCAGCACUUGCGGUCAAGUCAAGACAGGCCAUCGCACGGUCGAUCUCGGCAUCGCGUACACCAAAGGGGUGGAGUUCACCCUUGACGACGAUGGCGAAGCAAUUGUAAUGCCAGACUUCACAUAUGGAGGAGAGUUCAGCCGCCUUGAAUCAUUCAUCAACCAAGCUGGCAACCCACAACACCAAGGAAAGACCCCGGGCAGCGUUGUCCAAGAGCUACCCACACCCCGUCCAAGCUCAGUCACGGGAGAUGAUAUGGACCUUUCGAGGCCUACAGCGCAGAAGCGGCACUUGUCUGCGUGGCUUCCUGACAACGAGAUACAUAUUUCACGACAUGGAACUAUCGACGAUGGUGCUGACACGCAGGAUAGGGAGGACCUUUCCCGAUUGAAGGCUUUGCGACCAAUUGAGCAACACCAGAUGCAUGAUACUCAGCUAGUUCUUCGGACAACUGCUACGCCCUCGCAGCUGGAUCUAUCCGCAGUCACAACUCGGAAUCUGCAGGGAGAAAGGCAUGACUCCGAGCGCCCGCGAGUGACAAGAUCACAGGGCUCCAAGAUGUCUGAGUCGAUGACCAUUAGCUGCGAGUGUGGCACGAAGGAGACGGAGAAUGUGGUUCAAUGCCGUGGUUGCAACGGCUGGCAGCACGCCCAGUGUUACGCAUACAAUGGACCUGAUGAUAUCAGCAUGCCAGCAGAGCGUAUGUGUUACACUUGUCUGUUGAGCAAUGCAAGUGGCGAUCAUCUCGACAAAGCCAAGGAACUCACGCGCAUCCGACAAGUGAUUCACUGCAUCCAAGCGCGAGGUCUGACUUCACUAACUCAGAUUUCGAAGACUCUGGGUGAGUAG
Didymosphaeria variabile is the source of this 1452-nucleotide messenger RNA. RefSeq lists its product as uncharacterized. The record is from RefSeq and is a predicted model, not a curated record. The coding region runs from base 1 to 1452 and encodes 483 amino acids. The transcript is spliced from 4 exons. Lineage: Eukaryota; Fungi; Ascomycota; Dothideomycetes; Pleosporales; Didymosphaeriaceae.